AGCACAGAGAUAACGGCCGUCCCGGGGCGAAGGUUACCACCAAAGAACAUCAUUUUGGUUUAGGGGCUCCAGUUUCUGAAGCUGAAAAAUACCAGAAUACUCUCCAACUAGAACAAGAAGUGAGAAACCAAGAUAGAUUCAUCUCUACACUGAAAUUACAGGCAUUUGGAUACCUUCGUGAUARAAAAGCCCCUUUUCUUCACCGUUGAUGGUUUGAUAGUGGGCUGGGAAGGAAAGCUGUGGUCCUCCAUAGUAGUCAGCAAACACUUGAUUGAUUUGGUAUUUAGCUUAGUCAAAUUGAAGACCUCAAACAGACAAAUCAUGGCUUGGAAGAAUGCGUUAGGAAACUCUUGCAUAGUAAGGAAGUGGUAAGCAGUCAAGUAAACGAUUUAACCAACCACAAUGAGCAUCUUUGUAAAGAAUUGAUUAAAAUUGACCAACUAGCAGAGCAACUAGAAAAAGAGAAAAAUUUAGUGGUGGAUACUGCCGAUAAGGAACUUGAAGGAGCAAAGAUUGAACUCAUUUGCCAGCAAAAUAAUAUAAUAGUAUUAGAAGAUACAAUAAAAAGGCUUAGAUCUACUUGAUUCCUUUGUAAAGACUUUAGAAGCAGACAGAGAUUACUAUAAAAGUGAAGCUCAGAAUUUGAGAAAAAUGCUCAGAAGUAGAUCUAAAAGUCCAAGACGCCUGUCUCCAUCUUCUCGGGGUGCAAACUGUGAUGUAGAGCUUUUGAAGACAACAAGAGAUCGUGAAGAACUUAAAUGCAUGCUGGAAAAAUAUGAGCGUCAUUUGGCAGAAAUUCAGGGUAAUGUCAAGGUUCUUACAUCUGAGAGAGACAAGACCUUCCUUCUUUAUGAACAGGCACAGGAAGAAAUUGCCCGACUUCGAAGGGAAAUGAUGAAAAGCUGUAAGUCUCCAAAAUCAACAACAGCACAUGCUAUUCUCCGGCGGGUAGAGACUGAAAGAGAUGUGGCCUUUACUGAUUUACGAAGAAUGACCACAGAGCGAGAUAGUCUGAGAGAAAGGCUAAAGAUUGCUCAAGAGACAGCAUUUAACGAGAAGGCUCAUUUGGAGCAAAGGAUUGAGGAGCUGGAGUGUACAGUUCAUAACCUUGAUGAUGAACGUAUGGAGCAAAUGUCAAAUAUGACUUUGAUGAAGGAAACCAUAACCACUGUGGAAAAAGAAAUGAAAUCACUAGCAAGAAAGGCGAUGGAUACUGAAAGUGAACUUGGAAGACAAAAAGCAGAGAAUAAUUCUUUGAGACUUUUAUAUGAAAACACAGAAAAAGAUCUUUCUGAUACUCAGCGACAUCUUGCUAAGAAAAAAUAUGAACUACAGCUUACUCAGGAGAAAAUUAUGUGCUUGGAUGAAAAAAUUGAUAAUUUUACAAGGCAGAGUAUUGCACAGCGAGAAGAAAUCAGCAUUCUUGGUGCAACCCUCAAUGAUCUGGCUAAAGAAAAGGAAUGCCUGCAAGCAUGUUUGGAUAAAAAAUCUGAGAAUAUUGCAUCCCUUGGAGAGAGUUUGGCCAUGAAAGAAAAGACCAUUUCAGGCAUGAAGAAUAUCAUUGCUGAGAUGGAACAGGCGUCAAGACAGUCUACCGAAGCCCUAAUUAUGUGUGAACAAGAUAUUUCCAGAAUGCGUCGGCAAUUGGAUGAAACAAAUGACGAGCUGGCUCAAAUUGCUAGGGAAAGAGAUAUCUUGGCUCAUGAGAGUGACAAUCUCCAAGAACAAUUUAACAAAGCCAAACAAGAAAACCAGGCACUGUCCAAAAAAUUGAAUGAUACACAUAAUGAACUUAAUGACAUAAAACAGAAGGUCCAAGAUACUAAUUUGGAGGUUAACAAGCUAAAGAAUAUAUUGAAGUCUGAAGAAUCUGAAAACCGGCAAAUAAUGGAUCAACUCCGAAAAGCCAAUGAAGAUGCUGAAAACUGGGAAAAUAAAGCCCGGCAAGCUGAGGCAGAUAACAAUACCCUCAAAUUGGAACUUAUCACUGCAGAAGCAGAGAGUAACAGAUUAAAAGAAAAAGUAGAUGCUCUCAACAGAGAAGUUGAGCAACACUUAAAUGCAGAAAGGUCUUACAAAUCCCAGAUUGCAACCUUGCAUAAAUCUCUUGUGAAGAUGGAGGAGGAGCUUCAGAAAGUUCAGUUUGAAAAAGUGUCUGCUCUUGCAGAUUUGUCUUCCACAAGGGAACUCUGUAUUAAACUUGACUCAAGCAAAGAACUUCUUAAUCGACAGCUAGUUGCUAAAGAUCAAGAAAUAGAAAUGAUGGAGAAUGAGUUAGAUUCUGCUCGUUCUGAAAUAGAACUCCUCAGGAGUCAGAUGACAAAUGAAAGAAUCUCCAUGCAGAAUCUAGAAGCUUUGCUGGUGGCCAAUCGAGACAAAGAGUAUCAGUCUCAGAUAGCACUUCAAGAAAAAGAGUCUGAAAUUCAGCUUCUUAAAGAACACCUUUGUUUGGCAGAAAAUAAAAUGGCCAUUCAGAGUAGAGAUGUAGCCCAGUUCAGAAAUGUUGUAACGCAACUGGAAGCUGAUUUAGAUAUUACUAAAAGACAGCUGGGGACAGAACGCUUUGAAAGGGAAAGGGCUGUACAAGAACUUCGCCGCCAAAAUUACUCAAGUAAUGCUUAUCAUUUGAGUGCAAUGAAACCAAAUACAAAAUGUCAUUCACCAGAACGUGUUCACCAUCUAUCUCCUGACCGAGGCCUAGAUCGAUCGUUAGAAGAGAAUCUUUGCUAUAGAGAUUUCUGACACACAAAAAGAUUCUUCACAUUCUGAGAAAGGUCAAAGUUACAAACGGAUUUUUUUUUUGCUAURUGAUUGCAUUUAUCUUUUGAAUGCUUGACAAUGUUAAAUGUAUUUAUUAACUUCAUGCCUCUGAAUCUCUGUUCUCAUGUGCCACWUUGCAGUGAUCUGAGAUGACUUAUACAAAUAAAAAUGCAUGGCUCUUUCUAUCCAUACAGUAAUAGUGAGUGUAAAAUCUGCUUACUUCACUAUUGAACACUGUUUUGUUAACAAACUGGAGUAAAUAAAGGAGCUUAAAAAAAAGAGGGAAAAGUGUUUUUACAAAACAAAUUUCCUUUCCUUUCUUGGUAUCUCAAAUAAUUGAUUGGUUAAUUUUUUUUCUUUGUGAUCUAUGUUUUCAUGGCUGGAGAAGUUGUGCCAAAAUAUGCACAGUUUACCAGUAUUAGCCUAGGACCCAAUAUUGCAUUUUAGAACCAACCUGACAUAAAUUCCAUGCCAUAGUGUGACUUCAGACCAGCAGAAAGUAGGAGUGUGUCAGAGUUUUAAAUCCAUACUAUUGUACCACUCAAACUAAUUAAAAUACAUUUUCUAUAAUUGUGUUUACUCCUACUAUUUUUAGAAAGGUAGGUGAUGCUAUAUCUGUAAAAAAUGUAAGACUUYAAAAAAUCUGUAUUUUUUAAUAAGUUUUCUUUAAAACAUUAAAGUAUUGCAAUCAACUUAAUUGCCAUUUUAUUUUAUUUUAUUUUUUUGCCUGUGGCAGCUGUUUGUAAUCCAGAAUAACAAGUGCAGUGAUGUUUUCUUUUCUCUCCUAAAAUCUCCUAAAUCUCUUAUCCGUCCAUAGACUUUGACUUAAUGUUGAUAUUAGAGCCUGAAUGCUACUGUAUUUUACUGAUAUAAGUUAUUUGUAUUCUUGCCAUUUUAAUAAAAAGUCCUGUCACUAAUA
Urocitellus parryii (Arctic ground squirrel) is the source of this 3679-nucleotide messenger RNA. The record is from RefSeq and is a predicted model, not a curated record. NCBI's taxonomy places the organism in Eukaryota, Metazoa, Chordata, Mammalia, Rodentia, Sciuridae.